UGUUAAAACUGCGUCGCAAAUAAUGUUAUCGAUUAAUUUUUUAAGAACCUCUGAGUCAAUAAGCAAACGAUUAAAUAAUACGAAUAGAAAAGCGAAUAAUAUAAAAUUAUUAAUGAGGUUCUCAUUUUGUAUUGUGAUUUUUAUUGUAACAACCCACCUAUUGUCAUCGGUUAGCGCAAGCGAGUCGUUGGGAAACCCGUAUAAAAUAUUAGGUGUUCAUAAACGUGCGACUUUACAAGAAAUUCGAAAAGCAUACAAAAAUCUUGUUAAAGAAUGGCAUCCAGAUAAAACUGAUCACCCAAGUGCAGAAAAUAAAUUUGUAGAAAUUACAAAAGCUUAUGAGAUUUUAACUGAUCCAGAAAGAAGAAAGAAAUUUGAUAAUCAUGGAAUUACAGAAGAAAGUAUUCCUAGGCAACGAAGAGAUAAUAGCCACUUUAAUAAUGUCUUUGAUCCAUUGGAAGAAUUAUUUGCCAAAAAUUUCAAAUUUCAUUAUCAAAAUCGAGAUAUUUCACUUUUCUACAAGAUGAGCAUUACAUAUCGAUCAUUUGAAAAUGUAAUACUACCAAAAACUUUUCGUACACCAUAUUUGAUAUUAUUUUAUUCAGAUUGGUGUUUUGCAUGUUUGCAAGUAGAACCAACGUGGCGACGUUUGAUUGAUGAAUUAGAGCCACUAGGUCUUGGUUUAGCAACUGCACAUGCUGAGAAAGAGUCAGCUCUGGCAAGGAAACUAGGAAUUCAUUCGCUACCAUGCCUUGUUGUUACAAUAGAUGGUCGUACAAGUGUAUAUAAAGAAUCUCUUUUUAGCAUUCAAAAAGUUGUUGACUUCUUACGAAGCAAAUUUCCAUACAAAUUAAUACCUAACAUAAAUAAAAAUAAUGUAGACAAUUUUCUCUCAGGUUGGAUAGAUAAUCGAAUUCGAGCUUUAAUAUUUGAUAAGAAAGAAUCCGUAAGAUUACGGUAUUUAUUUAUUGCAUUUUAUUAUAGAGAUCGUGUCGCAUUUGGUUUUGUUCAGACAGAAAAGCCAGAAACUGAACAUAUUGUAAUGAAGUAUAAAAUUUCUGUGGAUUUAGAUACUUUAUUAUUAUUUAAUGAAAAUUCUGAGAAACCUAUGGCAUCUGUUAGUAUGAAAGAUAUAUCUAGUGACACAAUGCACAAUGUUAUUUCAAAUAAUAAAUUCCUUGCUCUACCAAGACUUUCAAACCAAGCAAUGUUAGAUUCUGUUUGUCCACCAGAGUGGUUAAGACCUCAAAAACGAUUAUGCGCAAUUUUAAUAUCACAACAAAAUAGUCCCCUUCAUGACUUAGCUAGACAUAAAUUUAGACAAGCAGCUUUAGAAACAUCUUACAGUACUGAAAGGGUUAGAUAUACAUACGUAUUUAAGGAUACCCAGCCGGAAUUUGUAUCGGCAUUAUCAACGGGUGAAGGCAGUCCUUUAGAACCUCUAUUACAUAUUGUAAUUAUUUGGAGAAGGGAUGCAAAUCAUUUGAAAUAUGAAUGGCUACCUAAUGGUUGGGUCGAAGCUGCUCAGGAUGAAAGUCAGUGGAAUGAAACACGUCGAAAUUUAGAACAAACCAUACAAAGAUUAUUACGUGCAUCCGAAGCUUUACCAUAUGCUGCAGUUGUAGGAGAAUUAGCAGAUGAACAUGCACAGGGUACUGUAGAUAAACUUAUUGGGAAAGCGUUAUUAGCUGUAGAUUAUAUUUCGGAUAGCCUUACUAAAGAGCAAAUAUUGUCUUUAGUAUCAGUAAUUGCUACUUUAAUGUUAAUUGGUGCUGCGGGAUAUGGAAUGUCAUAUUUAGCAAAAUUAGAGGAAGCAAGUAUUCAAGCUGAACGUGCUCAAUGUAAGGAUAACAGCAAAUCAACACCGUCACAACCACAGUUACGAUUACAUGAAUUACGAGCAGAAAAAUACAAUGGUUUAGUUCGACUACUAAAACCAGGUUGUAGAACCAUUAUAUUAUUAGUUGAUGUUCAAAGUAGACUAAAAUUAUUACCAGCUUUCCAUAAAGCUGUGUGGCCUUAUAGGAAAAAUAAAACUCUUAUGUUUGGACACUUGUCCCUUGAAAGAGGAUUAGAUUGGUAUAAAAAACUGUUAUCCCUCACCUUGCCAGAACAAAAAGAGCUAAAUAUAAAUGCCAAAAAUUGUGUUGGCACUGUAUUAUCUUUAAAUGGGCAUCGUAAAUAUUUUUGUAUGUACCAUGCCAAACAUCCAGAAUGUACUAAAGGCAAAGGUUCUAAGAGAAUAGAACAAAUGACAAAGCAGUUAACUCGAAGAACAUAUGAUGCAGAAGCUGGUGCAUUUAUAGGCUUUGACAGUUCCAAUGAAUCUGACGUUUCUGAAGAAGAGGGUGGAAACAAUGUUUUAUGUCAGGACAAUCUUUUGGAUGGUUUACCAAUGUGGCUGGAUAGGCUAUUUGAAGGUUUAACACAUCGUUAUUAUGUAAACUAUUGGCCCGAGUUCACUGCCAAGUAAAUGAAAAUUGAUAUACAUUCUGGUAAUGUGUAUACUUUUUGCAAUAGAAAAAGGGAUCCAACUAGUCAACAAUAUCAUAUAUCAUUUAAAAAUUCUAUACAAUUUAAAAAGAUGCAUCCUAUAAUUUUAUGUAAAGUUAGGGUACAUUCAUUGUAUAUCUAUGAGAUAUUAUUUAUUAACUCAUUCGCGGU
Molecule: messenger RNA, 2664 nt
Organism: Eufriesea mexicana
Lineage: Eukaryota; Metazoa; Arthropoda; Insecta; Hymenoptera; Apidae
Gene: l(3)80Fg
Product: dnaJ homolog subfamily C member 16 l(3)80Fg
Exons: 12
Coding region: 23-2473 (816 amino acids)
Source: RefSeq, a predicted model, not a curated record